AUGGCAGGCUGUGAUGGAGCCAAGUCAUCGGCGUCCAUGGAGGAAGAGGCAUGCGCGGAGAAGAAGUACGGAGGAAUUGCACCCAAGAAGCCUUUGAUAUCCAAGGACCACGAGCGCGCCUACUUCGAUUCUGCAGAUUGGGUGCUGGGCAAGCAAGCUGCAAACAGCAGUACAAGGGCCGCUGUCGAGUCUCUCAAGCCCAAGCUGAAGAGAACGCCUCACCACCAGCUGCCCCCUCGUAAGCCCACCUGCGCUUCCAGUUGA
This is a messenger RNA of Miscanthus lutarioriparius, 264 nucleotides long. The record is from the annotation of a GenBank genome assembly. NCBI's taxonomy places the organism in Eukaryota, Viridiplantae, Streptophyta, Magnoliopsida, Poales, Poaceae.